Messenger RNA from Diversispora eburnea, 825 nucleotides. The record is from the annotation of a GenBank genome assembly. NCBI's taxonomy places the organism in Eukaryota, Fungi, Glomeromycota, Glomeromycetes, Diversisporales, Diversisporaceae.
AUGACUUCUCUUCCUCCUAUCAAAUUUCUUUUGGAUCCACCCAACAAUAAUAUCGAUAAUGAUAGUGGUAACUUGAGAUAUCCAAUUCCACGAACGCCAUCUUCUUUUAUGUCACCAGAUAAUACUUAUUAUCGAAAUCUUCCAUCUACAAAAUCAACGGAUGCAGAACAUCUCGCUGCAAUUAAUGCCCAUAAUAAGCUAAAUAUGAACUUACCUAUUUCAAAUAAUAAUAAUAUACAUAAAGCUUUGAUUUCGCCUCCAGAAUCACCUAACAUAUAUCGACAACAAUCAUUUGAUACUACUCCAAGACAGUAUCAAAAUAGUCUUCCUUCGUUACCUUCACAACUAGUUUCUGGAGAUCAACUAUGCAGAAGUUGUGCAUAUAAUAACCAUCCUUCAUUUGGGAAUUAUCAAUAUUCUGUUAAUAGACCAAUUGAACCAAAUAAUUUCGUUCAAACACCCUAUUAUCCCAUUCCAAAUGAUAGUCAUUCAUCAAUGUUUUCGUAUCCUCUUCCACGUUUAAAUAUGGCUUUAUUAACAAAUAUGACUCCGGAUAGAUAUUAUUCUUCUCAGGAUUUUUAUGGUCAAACUUUUAAUGAUUCUUCAAGUGGAAAUCGUUAUCAAUGUCCCUUUUGUGCAAAAAGAUUUUCGCGUCCAAGUUCUCUUCGAAUCCAUACAUAUUCGCAUACAGGUGAAAAGCCUUUUGUUUGUACUGAACCGGGAUGUGGAAGAAAAUUCUCUGUACAAAGUAACAUGCGAAGACACUUGAGAGUUCAUCUUUUGGGAAGACCUAUCAGAAGAAAUAGGCACGGAGUUAAAUGUUAA